GCCAAUAAAGGCAACGACUGGCUAGGCAGACCUGUACAACACAGGCCGUGUUGUGUGUUAAGGCUUCAUGUUAUCAGAGGAUGUGUGAGUGUCCUGACAUAUAAGGAUGAAGCCUGCCUCACAAUAAGAUCCUAAAAUAAUCUGGCAAGCCACAGCUGAGCCCCCACACACCAGCUCCGUGCCUUUCUGCCCGCCCACCCGCGUGCUCCCUCGAUCGUCUGGCCGUGUGUGUACGCGCGUGUUCGUGAGCACUCAGCUGUCACCAACGCUAGCCAUGAUGACAAAAUUUAGCUAUUACCAAUAUUUGGCCCAGUUUUGUCCCGGUCCUACCAAAUCAUCUUUUCAAAAUACUAAAGAUGAUGAUGAUGAGGUAACGUCGAGACUGCGAGGAGGAGAGAGCAGAGGAAUGAACGUGACGUCACACAUCGAGUAUGUUGACCCAGUGGUCCUGGCCAUCCAAGAGGGGGAUGUUGAGGCUGUUAAGAGGCAGGCAGCAUCUUCUCCUCAAAGUCUGAUGAGGGAGAACAAAGACAGCUGGAUUCCUUUGCAUCAUGCAGCCUUCGGUGGACAGCCCAAGUGCCUGAAGACUUUACUAAAGGCACAUCCAGGAUCUGCAGACAAACGCACCCUGCAGGAACAAACGAGCUUACUACUCGCUGUGUCUGGUCAACAUUUGUCGUGCGUGAAGUGUCUGCUGGAGUUUGGAGCUGAUCCGGAUAUCAGCAGCAAGAACAAAGAAACUCCUUUGUACUUAGCCUGCAGGUUGGACAACGUAGACAUGGUGACCCUAAUCCUUGCCUUCGGAGCCUCCGUGAACCAGCGGUGCACUCAGGGAUGGACAGCCCUUCACGAGGCCGUGUCCAGGAACAACACUGAAAUGUGUGAUGUUCUCGUAGGAGCAGGGGCCACUAUUAACCCCUCCAACACUUACAGCAUUACGCCACUUAUUGUAGCAGCUCAGCUGGGAUGUUUGAAAGCACUGAAUUACCUCAUCGGAAAAGGUGCUGAUGUCAACAUGCAGACUUGUGAUGGUCUCACAGCGCUGCAUGAAGCCAGUAAAAAUGGCCACAAGGAAAUUGUAGCUGUUUUGUUGUCCAAAAAUGCAGAUGCAAACAAGAUGGCUAACUCAGGAUUACUCCCACUGCAUGUAGCAGCUCAGCAUGGACACCUAGAGGUGGUGUGCCUCCUUAUCCCUGUGACGAGUCGCACCAGGCUUCGUCAGAGCCCUGUCAGCCCUCUGCACCUGGCAGCCGAGCACAACAGGCACCGCGUGGCAGCUGCGCUCCUCAAGGCGGGCGCGGACAUCGAUGCCACACUGGCCCCCGCUCGUUCGGCACGUUAUGCCGACGGUCGCACGACGGCCCUCUGCUUGGCUGUCGCCAACGGCUGCACGGAGACGGCCGAGGUCCUCUUGAACGCCGGCGCCGCCACACACCUGGACCCCGUCAGUCCUCUGCUGCUGGCUGUGCACAGGGGCAGUAUUGCCACGGUGUCCAUGCUGCUGCAAAGAGGAGUUGACGUCAAUGCCAGAAUCCCAUCCUGGGUCACGACGUUCCCUGCGGUUGUUGCUCUCUGCAUGGAUAACUUGCCUCUACUCAAGUGUCUUUUGGAUAACGGCUGUGAUGCCCUGUCCUGUUUCUCCUGCCCAUAUGGCAGAGGCCCUCAUCCAGAACAAUCUCACCUGAGAACUACCGGCACCGUGUCCUCCUUCAACUCAAGUGGACUAGCACACGAAGUAACACAGUUCUGUCAAUGGAUUUCUACAUCACUCAUGAGCAAAUGGGCUGGACCCAUCAUAGACUUGCUGCUGGAGCACGUUGCUCAUGUUCAGCUGUGCAGCAAACUUACCCAACUCCUGGAGAGUCGCCAUGAAUGGGUCACUGUGAAAAAGAAGACGUUGUCACCUCGUCCACUGCGUCAUCUUUGCAGAGUGAGUGUUCGCAGCCAAGUGGGCCCACAAAGACUGAGAUUUCUCUCAAGCUUACCUCUUCCAGGAAGACUGAUCAAGUACCUCACUGUGAUGGACUGAUGACAUUAAGACAGUA
This is a messenger RNA of Corythoichthys intestinalis (scribbled pipefish), 2045 nucleotides long. Its product is annotated as ankyrin repeat and SOCS box protein 2-like. Gene Ontology annotation, cellular component: nucleus; cytoplasm. The transcript is spliced from 8 exons. The coding region runs from base 275 to 2029 and encodes 584 amino acids. Gene Ontology annotation, biological process: intracellular signal transduction. Gene Ontology annotation, molecular function: protein binding. Lineage: Eukaryota; Metazoa; Chordata; Actinopteri; Syngnathiformes; Syngnathidae. The record is from RefSeq and is a predicted model, not a curated record.